This is a messenger RNA of Hydra vulgaris (swiftwater hydra), 1011 nucleotides long. Its product is annotated as enoyl-CoA hydratase domain-containing protein 3, mitochondrial. NCBI's taxonomy places the organism in Eukaryota, Metazoa, Cnidaria, Hydrozoa, Anthoathecata, Hydridae. Gene Ontology annotation, molecular function: hydro-lyase activity. Gene Ontology annotation, cellular component: mitochondrion. The record is from RefSeq and is a predicted model, not a curated record.
AAGGUUAGCUUUGAUUUUUUUAGUUAUAAAUCUAAUAAAAUCCAUACUAAAACAGCUUAACCACAAAAAAGUACGCAAUAUUUAUACAUUUUGUUGUAUCAAUGUCCAGUUAUGAUGUCAUUGUUUGUCCUAAAUAAAAUCAUACCUAAAGCCAGAUUUACAACUCUCACUGGUCAGCCCAAUUGUUUUUGUUCAACUUCAAACAUACUAAAAGAUUCAUUUACUCUUAUGAAUGUUGAGGAAAAUGGAAUAUGCAGAAUCACAAUGAACAGUAUCAAAAAAAGAAAUGCACUUUCUUUAUCUAUGUUACAAGAGCUCAUAGAACGUUUUAAAACAGCAGCAGAAAAUGAUCGUGUGAGAGCUGUUAUUCUUGCUCAUAAUGGACCAUGUUUUUCUGCUGGCCAUGAUCUUAAAGAAUUGACAAGUGACAAUACAAAAUCAUACCAUGCUCAAGUUUUUCAAAGAUGUACUGAACUUAUGAACCUUAUUCAGGAUAUACCAACACCUGUUAUUGCAGAAGUAAACGGUAUAGCUACAGCUGCUGGAUGUCAAUUGGUUGCCACGUGUGAUAUUGCUGUUGCUACUCACACUUCUUCAUUUGCAGUUCCGGGUGUUUUGAUUGGUUUGUUUUGCUCAACACCAGGUGUAGCACUUGCUCGAUCAAUCCAUAGAAAGCAGGCACUUAAAAUGCUUUUUACUGGAGACCCAAUAACAGCCCAAGAGGCUCUUUCAUAUGGUCUUAUAAAUGAAAUAGUUUCAGAAGAAAAGCUACAGCAAACUUCCAAGUUGCUAGCCUCGCGCAUAACUCGUCACAGCCGUCACGUAAUUGGUAUUGGAAAAGCAACUUUUUAUCGUCAAAUUAAAGAAAACAGAGAUAAUGCUUAUUGUUUGGCAGAGAAAGUCAUGGUCGAAAAUCUAGAGCACGUAGACGCACAAGAAGGAAUAUUGUCAUUUUUUCAAAAAAGACCCCCAAAGUGGAUUAAUUAAUUGCAAUAAACUUGUUAUUUAAAA